Vigna angularis (adzuki bean) is the source of this 2209-nucleotide messenger RNA. Its product is annotated as probable protein phosphatase 2C 55. Bases 415 to 1938 code for a protein of 507 amino acids. NCBI's taxonomy places the organism in Eukaryota, Viridiplantae, Streptophyta, Magnoliopsida, Fabales, Fabaceae. The record is from RefSeq and is a predicted model, not a curated record. The transcript has 5 exons.
AUUCGAGAUUCCUGAAAUUGUAACAAAUUUCGAUAUUCUUCUUCUUCUUCUUGCUCUCGAAGGUCUUCAUCUUGUUGCGGCUAUUGCAGGUUCUUCUUCUCCCAAGCUUCAAAGGUUACGGAGAAAAACCCUAAGGCUCCCUCGUGGCACGUGUCUAAAUUCAUUCACUUUACAGAAAUUCCUUUUCCCUUCAAUAUUUAACCACCCAGUAACCCUUUUGGUUACGUUUCAACCUUUUACGGUGUCUGAAUUUUUGAAGGUUCGCUGAAGGUGUUUGUUUGUGUGCUUUGUUGAAAGUGGAUUAGGGGUUAAUGUUUUUGGAGCUAUGAGAUUGUAUUGUUUAGCUUGUUGUGGUGGUGGUAACCCUCUUGUUGUGUUUGGUGAACCUUGAUCAUUGGGUUGGUGAAGAAUAAAAUGCCAUCUAAUUACUUAUCGAGGCUUGGAGCUUCAAUUCAGAGAUCGGUUUUGGGGAAAGAAAGGGGAAUACUGGACUCCGCUGAAAUUCUGAUUGGGCAAGGAAAAUUGUGGUUUGGUAGUUCCAAGUUUUUUCAUUCUGUGCAUAGUUCAUAUUGUGUGGAACUUAGCCUGCUCGUGCGCCCUGGCGUUGCCUUAGCUUCCAGCUCUGAAUUGGUUGGAAAAAGAAGAACUUUGUCUGUGGUUGACACACUGUCUCGGACAUUUUCGGUUCCGUCUGUGUCGGGGCCGUCGUUUCAGGUCUGUGGAUACCACAUUGGUUCAGCCCUUGCCGGCCCUGAUCAGUUUUGUAGUGGUGGAACUGGAUUUCGUAUUAGGGCAAUGGCUGCUCACUUGCCCGGGGUAGUGGUUGGUGAAUCUUAUGUAGACAACCCGAGUUUGAAGGGUGUUCGCCGAUCAGUGUCAACCAAGAGGAUCGGUAGUAUAUGUUUAAACACGAGUUUGAGGAAUGGUGGAAAAGUGAGCAUGAGUUUGAAAAAGCAUCAGCAGCCAGAUAACAGUGCGAUUUAUGGAUAUUUUAUUUAUAAUGCUGCCAAGACCUUGUAUAAUUCUCACCCUUACAUGCAGUCAGGAUCUGGAGCUUUCCAUAGCUUGUCAAACUCGUGUUACUCAGUUGGGCCUGCUCAUGACGUACCUUUUGACACUUCUGUCCGUGAGGAACAGUCAAGCAGUUCUGCAGAUUCAUCUGAACAGAAAACUCCUUCAGGGAAGACCCUUAAGUUAGUAUCAGGAUCAUGCUACUUGCCUCAUCCUGAUAAAGAAGAAACUGGUGGAGAAGAUGCUCACUUUAUAUGUUCUGAGGAACAAGCAAUAGGGGUGGCAGAUGGUGUUGGUGGAUGGGCAGAUCUUGGUGUUAAUGCUGGAUAUUACUCUCGUGAGCUCAUGUCCAAAUCAGUGGAUGCUAUUCAGGAGGAGCCCAAAGGUUCAAUUGAUCCAGCUAGGGUGCUGGAAAAAGCACACUCAAGUACAAAAGCCAAGGGUUCCUCUACCGCAUGCAUCAUUGCACUUACUGAUCAGGGCCUUAAUGCUAUCAAUUUAGGAGACAGUGGAUUUAUGGUAGUCCGGGAUGGGUGCACCGUAUUCCGGUCCCCAGUGCAGCAACAUGAUUUCAAUUUCACCUAUCAGCUGGAAUGUGGUAGGAAUGGUGAUUUACCUAGUUCUGGUCAGGUUUUUACCAUUCCUGUUGCACCUGGGGAUGUCAUAGUUGCUGGUACAGAUGGGCUGUUUGAUAACUUGUACAAUAAUGAGAUUACGGCAGUGGUGGUUCACGCCAUGAGAGCGGGAUUAGGUCCUCAAGUUACAGCCCAGAAGAUAGCUGCAUUGGCACGUCAACGAGCACUUGAUAAAGACAGACAGACUCCUUUCUCAACCGCUGCUCAAGAUGCUGGUUUCCGUUACUACGGUGGCAAGCUUGAUGAUACCACAGUUGUAGUUUCAUACGUUACUGGCUCAGCAGAUGCAUAAUCCCGUUUUGUUGUGCCCUCUGUAUAUAAUUACUUUUGUAACGGUUGUGACAUGUUUUUAAGUUAACAUUUUUAGGUCACAGGCGUCCUUAUUAUGCUUGGUUUGUUAGUCCAGUUAGGGCAGAAAUAUAUUUGUUCGAGGUGGAGGAGUUAAGUACCGAGUCUAUUGACUUCUAUGAGGUUAAUUCUUGCUGUCAAUGUUGUGAACAUAGCAAAUAAUGGAGUGUUAUCUCAUAGUUCCCUAUCACGAAUUAGGGUUACAUUUUUGUUGA